This is a messenger RNA of Salvelinus sp. IW2-2015, 4233 nucleotides long. RefSeq names its product protein tyrosine phosphatase receptor type Ma (gene ptprma). Gene Ontology annotation, biological process: protein dephosphorylation. Gene Ontology annotation, molecular function: protein tyrosine phosphatase activity; protein binding. The record is from RefSeq and is a predicted model, not a curated record. Gene Ontology annotation, cellular component: membrane. NCBI's taxonomy places the organism in Eukaryota, Metazoa, Chordata, Actinopteri, Salmoniformes, Salmonidae.
CGCGCACUGUCUCGAGCUUUUCUCCGAGCUUAGUGACGUCAGUUACCUCCUGGCAGCUAGCGAAGUCACUAUCCGAGUGGAGGCUCUUGAAAGAUACACAAGUAACCCAGUAGGAAAAGACAGACAGGGGAACACUCCCAGUAGGUACCGGGCACGUUAACUGUAAAACGGAAUAUUUUCCUCUGUCACAGCGGAAGAGUAGAAUUGAUCUUACCCCGGAGCUGGGGGUAACGUUCGCGAUACUCUACCGCAAUGGAUAGACUUUUAACUUGUCUAAUUGCUGCGGGCAGCGUAUUGCUUACAGUUCGAGGAGAAGUAUUCAAAGGUGACUGUAACUUUGAGGGGCCCUACACGGCAUGCGGCUACAGCCAGGGUAAGGACGAUGACUUUGAAUGGGAGCAGGCUAACACCAUGGAGAGGCCGUCGCCCAACCCCUGGAUGCCCACGGACUCUGCCUUCAUAAUGGUCAACACCAGCGGACGUUUCUCAGGCCAGAAGGCCCAGUUGCUCAUGCCCCAGCUCAAGGAGAACGACACCCACUGCCUCAUCUUCCAGUACUACGUAGCGGGACAGCGCGAGGGUGCCAACCCGGGCCAGCUCAACGUCUAUGUCAAGGAGAACAACAGUCCGCUGGGCAUCCCUGUGUGGAACGCCUCAGGGCCCGCCUACCCCACCUGGCGCCAGGUGGAACUGGCUGUCAGCACCUUCUGGCCCAACUUCUACCAGAUUGUCUUUGAGGCGGUGAGCACAGGACAAAGAGGUCUACUAGCCAUCAAGGACGUCACACUGCMAGGSCMCCMSUGCAUGAGCACCCCCCACUUUCUCCAUAUCAAAGGUGUGGAGGUCAACGCCAGGCAGACUGCCACAUUCCAGUGCACAGUUAACGGUCGACCACAAGACAGCCAUAACCUCUGGUUACAGGGUAUCGGAGGGAGACAGGCCCCGAUGAGAGAGACCAAGCCGGUGAACUCCCGCCGCUACAUCGCCACGUUYGACGUGGAGAACACCACCAAGGGAGACUCGGGCCGCUACCGCUGCAUCGUCCACUCAGACAAGGGCGUGGGCGUGUCCAGUUACGCCGACCUGACGGUCAAACAGCCCCCGGUGCCCAUCGCUCCGCCCCAGCUCACCGCCGUGGGUGCAACCUACCUGUGGAUCCAGCUCAACGCCAACUCCAUCAAUGGUGACGGGCCCAUCGUGGAGCGGGAGGUCGAGUACCGCACGGUGGCGGGCAGCCUCAUCGACAACCAGCCCGUGGACAAGACCACACACAAAAUCGGCCACCUGGACCCCGACACGGAGUACGAGAUCAGCGUGCUGCUCACCCGGCCCCUGGACGGAGGAACUGGGGCGCCCGGACCCCCCCUGAGGGCCAAGACCAAGUGUGCUGACCCCAUGCACGGUCCCCGAAGACUGGAGGUGGUGGACAUCAAGUCCAAGCAGAUCACAGUGCGCUGGGAGCCCUUCGGCUACAACGUGACCCGCUGCCACAGCUACAACCUGACUGUUCAGUACCGCUACCGGGCCGGCGGCAAGGAGGAGACCCGGGAGGAGGUGUGCUACGACACGCUGAGUGUGGCUCCGCAGCACACCAUCCGGAACCUGUCGCCCUACACCAACGUCAGUGUCAAGCUGGUGCUGAGGAACCCAGAGGGCAUCAAGCAGAGCACGAACGUGGGCGUGCUGACCGAUGAGGAUGUGCCUGGCGCUGUGCCACUCGAGUCCAUCCAGGGGAGCACGUACGAGGAGAAGAUCGCCCUGCGAUGGCGCGAGCCUGUCCAGACCUACGGUAUCAUUAAGCAGUAUGAGAUCUCCUACAAGGCCUUGAGCUCCUUCGACACGGAGUUUGACCUGAGCAACCAGAGCGGCAAGGUGUUUAAGUUCAGCAACGAGACGUCCCACAUGUUUGUGGGUCUCUACCCCGGCUCCACAUACUCCUUCACCAUCCGGGCCAGCACCGUCAAGGGCUUCGGCCCCCCCGUCAUCACCCAGUUCACCACCAAGAUCUCAGCUCCGUUGAUGCCAGGCUAUGACCAGGAGACUCCCCUGAACCAGACAGACAGCACGGUUACUGUCCUGCUGAAGCCUGCCCAGAGCAGAGGAGCCCCUGUCAGUAAGUACCAGGUGGUUGUGGAGGAAGAGCGCCCCCGGCGGGCACGGAGGGUGGCAGAGAUCCUGCGCUGCUACCCGGUGCCCAUCCACUUCCAGAACGCCACCGUGCUCAACUCACAGUAUUACUUCACGGCCGAGCUGCCCAUGGGCGACAUCAAAACCCCCGUACCCUUCUGCAUCGGAGACAACCGCACCUACAACGGCUACUGGAACGCCCCCCUCCUCCCCCACAAGAGCUACAGCAUCUACUACCAGGCUGUCAGCACAGCCAAUGGGGAGACCAAAAUCGAUUGUGUACGAGUGGCCACUAAAGCCGCCAUAAUCGUGACUCAGCUCACCACUCCCUACAUACGCAUCGCCCCCGCGGCUGGCGACAACCAACUAACAGGGACUGCGACCAGGAAGCCUGACGCGGUGGAGCCGGAGAAGCAGACGGAUCACACGGUAAAGAUCGCUGGAGUCAUCGCCGGUGUCUUGCUCUUCGUCAUCAUCUUCCUCGGUGUGGUGCUGGUCAUGAAGAAAAGAAGAACCUAUCACUCCUACACUUAUUACCUGAAACUGGCCAAGAAGCGCAAGGAGACGAUGAGCAGCACGCGGCAGGAGAUGACCGUGAUGGUGAACUCCAUGGACAAGAGCUACACGGAGCAGGGCACCAACUGUGACGAGGCCAUCUCCUUCAUGGACACCCACAGCCACACACUCAACGGGAGAACUGUUUCCUCGCCCUCGUCAUUCACCAUGAAGACUAACACACUCAGCACUUCUGUACCCACCUCCUACUACCCAGAUCCCUUUGUGCCAACCGCUAUCUUGGAUGAGAACCACACCAUGACCAGUGACACCAGUAGUCUGGUCCAGUCCCACAGCCACUCCUAUAAGAAGAAGAGGGAGGUGGCGGAUGUUCCUCCCUACCAGACCGGUCAGCUCCACCCGGCCAUCCGCGUGGCCGACCUGCUCCAGCACAUCACCCAGAUGAAGUGUGCCGAGGGCUACGGCUUUAAGGAGGAGUAUGAGAGCUUCUUUGAAGGACAGUCUGCACCAUGGGACUCUGCCAAGAAAGACGAGAACAGGAUGAAGAACCGAUACGGAAACAUCAUUGCAUAUGAUCACUCCCGCGUCCGGCUGCAGGCUAUCGAGGGAGAGCAGAGCUCCGAUUACAUUAAUGCAAAUUACGUGGAUGGCUACCACAGGCCAAAUCACUACAUUGCUACCCAAGGGCCCAUGCAAGAGACAGUCUACGAUUUCUGGAGGAUGGUGUGGCAUGAGAACACGGCAACCAUCGUCAUGGUGACCAACCUGGUGGAGGUGGGCAGGGUGAAGUGCUGUAAGUACUGGCCUGACGACACUGAGAUCUACAGGGACAUGAAGGUGACCCUCAUCGAGACCCAGCUGCUGUCAGAGUACGUCAUCAGGACCUUCGCCGUGGAAAAGAGGGGAGCCCAUGAGAUCCGGGAGAUCCGUCAGUUCCACUUCACGGGCUGGCCGGACCACGGGGUGCCCUACCACGCCACCGGCCUGCUUGGCUUCGUACGCAGGGUCAAGUCCAAGACCCCUGCCAAUGCCGGGCCCAUGGUGGUCCACUGCAGUGCGGGGGCGGGCAGGACCGGCUGUUUCAUCGUGAUUGACAUCAUGCUGGACAUGGCUGAGAGAGAGGGUGUGGUCGACAUCUACAACUGUGUGAGAGAGUUGCGCUCACGAAGGGUUAAUAUGGUCCAGACAGAGGAGCAGUACGUGUUCAUCCACGACGCCAUCUUGGAGGCGUGUCUGUGCGGGGACACCACCAUCCCAGCCAACCAGCUGCGAUCGGUCUACUAUGACAUGAACCGCCUGGACCCCCAGACUAACUCCAGCCAGAUCAAAGAGGAGUUCAGGACUCUGAACAUGGUGACUCCUACGUUGCGUGUGGAGGACUGCAGCAUCGCCCUGCUCCCCAGGAACCACGAGAAGAACCGCUGCAUGGACGUCCUCCCGCCAGACCGCUGUCUGCCCUUCCUCAUCACCAUCGACGGAGAGAGUUCCAACUACAUCAACGCCGCUCUCAUGGACAGCUACAAGCAGCCGUCUGCGUUCAUCGUUACCCAGCACCCCUUGCCCAACACGGUCAAAGACUUCUGGAGGCUG